CCGCCAUGCCACCUUUAUUUUACCUUUUUUUUGUAAUAUUAUCGAAAUCUAUCUUUAAAUCUCCAUAUAUUGUACAUAUAUAAUAUUCCAUGAAAUCAAUAUAGAUAGAGUAUGCCCAACCAAUAUCAUUUCGGAUAUCAACUGUAUUCGCCCCCCGUGGCAAACGGAUUGCAACUCAACACAAACAGCAACAAUAAUGAUAAUUCAAAUUAUGUCUCACAUUUGGCAUCUAGUCCCACAUUCCACAGUACAUAUCCUGAUAAUGCAAGCUCCACAAGCUCUACUAGUUCCAGCUUAGGUCUGCUGUCGUUAUAUCUGAAUGGAAGUAGUGGUGCUUCAAGUUAUUCAUACCAGAAUCCAAGGCUUAGAUACUAUAUGUCCAAAUCAUUCGACAUUGAAGAUGAUUUAGAAUUUUGUCCAGAUAUUCCUGAAAACUUUGAGAACAGUCCACCAGCCAAAAAAUUCAACCCAUACACUGCCUCUGUGUUUCUGCCUCAGGAAGUGUACGGAGCUGCCCCUGGGUCACCGGUGACCAACAGACCACAGUCUCCACGCCUGCGUACUCCUCGCAUUAAGAAGCCUUUGGAAAUCAUCAACCCUCAAACUAAGUUGAGAGUUGCUUCUGCAUCUAUAAAUAAAUAGACCUUUUCGUGGACCGAUAGGGUUCGCAUGUAUAUUAAGC
Molecule: messenger RNA, 682 nt
Organism: [Candida] anglica
Lineage: Eukaryota; Fungi; Ascomycota; Pichiomycetes; Serinales; Debaryomycetaceae
Source: the annotation of a GenBank genome assembly